Molecule: messenger RNA, 2080 nt
Organism: Podarcis raffonei (Aeolian wall lizard)
Lineage: Eukaryota; Metazoa; Chordata; Lepidosauria; Squamata; Lacertidae
Gene: DONSON
Product: DNA replication fork stabilization factor DONSON
Exons: 10
Coding region: 99-1820 (573 amino acids)
Biological process (GO): nuclear DNA replication
Cellular component (GO): nucleus
Source: RefSeq, a predicted model, not a curated record
CCUCAAGGCGGAGCCUCCUGCUGCCGCGCGCCAAGUUCGUAUCUUGCAGCCGGACGCCGACCCCGCUCCGCUUCUUGUUCUCGGCCUCCGCCGCCGCCAUGUGCUCCGUGGUCCCCGGCUACUCCCCCGGCUUCAAGAAGCCUCCCGAGCUGCUGCGCCUGAAGAGGAAAAGGGCGCGGAGAAGCGACGCGGAGCCCGGCCACUCUCCCAGCGCCGCCGCCGCCCCUUGCGCGCUGGGCGGCUCGGCUCUGUCCCCUCGGCCUUACCCGGGGAGCCGCAGGCGCAACCCCUUCUCGAGCCGGGAGAACAGCCCGCGCCCUCCGCCGGGGACAGGCCAGUCCCUCUCUCCGGCCCGGAAACCGAGGGCGGGCGGCGCCCCCAGCUGCUCCCGCGCCCAGUUUAUAAAUGGUCUGCAAGACGACGAGUCUAUCUGGAAAGAAGAGUUUUCUGAAGCAGCACCUGUUGACUCAUUGAUCAAUGACCCAUAUCUGGCCGUUUCCAAUAGUGAUGUUUCUUCCUCACCAAGUUAUGAAUUUCCUGCGGACUGGAGUAUUAAAACUCGCCUUCUGUUCACAUCUUCCCAAUCAUUUGCAUGGGCAGAUCACUUAAAAGCACAAGAAGAAUCCCUAGGAUACGUCCAGCAUUGUAGAGGAGCAUUAAUAAACUUGCCUCAAAGUAUUCAGGAACCGAAGCUCUCCACAGAACUCCGAUGUGCUUUCCAGCAAAGCCUUGUAUACUGGCUUCAUCCUUUCCUGCCGUGGCUAAAGCUGUUCCCUCGUAUUGGAGCGGAUAGAAAAAUGACUGGGAAAAAUAAUCCUUGGUCAUAUGAUGAAGGGCUCCAACAAGUUCUCAUGAGUGAAUGGUGUCUCAGUUUUACCUCCCUUUAUAAUCUGCUGAGAGCCAAGCUUUGCCCCUAUUUCUACGUUUGCACUUACCAGUUCACUGUGUUGUUCCGUGCAGCAGGGCUUGCUGGAAGUGAUGUGAUCACUGCGCUAAUUUCACCCACAACUAGAGGCUUAAGGGAAGCCAUGCGAAAUGAAGGUAUUGAAUUUUUGUUACCUUUUCAAGAAGUUAGAAAAAGGAAAUCGAAUGUGUUGGCAUCCCACUUAGAAACAGGACUUGCUAGUGACUCUGAAACAGCAGGCAAGGAUGCUGAGAAUGAAGAGGGACGAGGAAUGAGUGAUGUUGAUGACGAUGAAGGAUUUUCAUGGUUGGAGGAGAUGGGAGUACAAGACAAGAUUAAAAAGCCAGAUACAAUUUCUAUUAAACUCUGUAAGGAAAGAAAUGAGGUACAAAUGGAUCACAAGCCCGAAUCUGUUGUGCUGGUGAAAGGAACAAACACAUUCACUUUGCUAAACUUCUUGAUAAAUUGCAAGAGCUUAGUGGCUGCUGCAGGCCCUCAGGCUGGCAUCCCUCCAACACUGCUGUCACCAGUUGCCUUUAGAGGGGCAACAAUGCAAACACUCAAGGCUCGAAGCAUAAAUGUGCGGACACAGGUCCAAUCACGUUACAAAGAUUUAUUUAGUCUGGAGAUUGUUGGUCCUGUCAUGCCUCACUCUAUGCAUUCCUUGUCCAUGCUGCUCAAAUCUGCUCAGAAUGGAUCUUACUCUGCUGUGUGUUAUACACAUGACCCAACAGCAGUGUUCAACACAAGCAUCAGUAAUGAACAGAGCAUAAAAGAGGAACCCCAUAGCAAGGACCUUAAGAAGUGUGGAUUGCAUCCUAACACUUUAGAACAGCUUACUCUUUCUCCAACAUUAGGAAAGUCAUCCAUAAGGCUCCUAGAAAUGAACAAUUAUGCCUACACAUGGAAAGCCUAAACAAGCAAUAUCGGUUAAUGAAGAAUUGCCAUUGGUGUUCCUGAGAUGUUUAAGCCAUGUUGGGUGGGUACAAUAGCAUUCUGCCAAUAACAAACUGUACAUGUUAAUGUGCAAAACCUACUGGCUAGAUUAGCCUUCCUAAGCAGAGUUGAUGGAAAACUGCCUAUUCUGUGUUGUAUAGUGAACUCAACCUUUGCCUUUUCCCCCCCCGAUUGAAACCUUUAUAUUUAUAGAUUUUUAAUUAAACUUUAACCCUAGAA